This is a messenger RNA of Orbicella faveolata, 1619 nucleotides long. RefSeq lists its product as uncharacterized. The record is from RefSeq and is a predicted model, not a curated record. NCBI's taxonomy places the organism in Eukaryota, Metazoa, Cnidaria, Anthozoa, Scleractinia, Merulinidae.
AUUUCAGUGAAGGGAUGUUUGAGUCUCCGUGCAGAUCGUGUUCGCGAGGUCGUUAUGAAAAAUGGCUCCGUUGUUACUAUGCUGGACCGGUGCGCCAUAAGAGACGAUAGUGGAACUAUACGCCUGACACUGUGGGGAGACAUCAUCCAGGAAGUCAGGAAUGAUAGCUGCUAUAGUUUUGAAAAUGUCCUUGUAAAGUUCUACGAUUUUCAGAGAUACCUUACGACAACUCAUAGUACUAGGAUCAUGCCAACAGAAGAAAAGUUCCCACAUAUAAGCGAACAAUUGUUCGAUAGUCUGUUUGAUGUCGGAAGAAUUUUGGUUGAGAAGAUAAGUUUCGCACAACAGUUAAAGAAAUGGCUGUCGUGUUGUGAAUGCGGAAAGCACUUAAGCGAUGCUACGUCGAUGCCAGAGAGAUUCAUCAAAUGCGAUAAGUGUAAAACAGUCCAACCGGUGUCUUCUUGCAGUAUGAAGGCUUCUGCUCGGAUUGCAAUACGGGGCAGCGACCAUGAACUUAUUUGGCUCAAGGCCUUCACCCCAGUUCUUGAGGAAAUGUUGAAUCAAACAGCACCUGAUGUCACACUUCAGUCUUCGGAAGAAGAGAUCUACGAGCAACUGUUUGAACAGCGAAAUUUUAUAGUUGAGUAUGAUAAAAGUUCAAUGGUGAUAAAGAACAUUUAUUUUGAGUCGUUGUGAUUUUUAAGGGAACAUUGUACAUUUGGAUGAUAUCGUUUAUGUAGUAGUAGUAUUGAUCCGCAGGCUGACUUUUUAUAGGUCAGUUGACAACUGAAAAUGAAAUAAAUUGUUUCGAUCUGUGCAUUGUUUAUAAAAAGCUGAAUAGUCGGUGAGAAAAAGUCAAGUUAAAGUAUUUAUGUCAUUAUUUAGCCUUGUGAUAAUAAGUAGUACAUGGAUACUAAGGUGCGGUUGAAAGGUUGUUACAUAAUUGGUUCAAUUUCUCUUUGCAAGUGAGCGAAAGUUUUAAACGGCGAAUAAUACGCUAUGAUCCUAGUUACGAAAAACUUCUUAAGGGGUAUCAGGACUCGAGAGAAUCUGUCAAGUUGUUCUACUUCAGUAAAAGAACGUGUGGUGAAACUGUCUUAGAAAUUGUCAAGAAUCAACGAUAUUUUCUUUGAAUGUUACGAUAGUACUUCUCAGAAAGCCGAGCGAACAUUUACAAUUAUCGAGUCGUUGAGAGAAGGUGAGAUGAUUUCAUUGAAGGGAUGUCUUCGUGUACAUUGUGUUCACCUUCGUUGAUGGUUUUGUUGUUGCUACAAUCUUCGGAAGAAUAGAUUUACGAAUAAUUUUUUGGCUAGCUAAAUUUUAAUAUUGAGUAUGAGAAAAGUUCGAUUAUUGUUAUGAAGUUGAAGUUAUACUGUGGUGUUUUGCAGUAGUAGAAUUCGCAGGCCCUGCGGUUUAUAGGUUAGUUGACAACUGAUAGUAUUAUAAAUUGUGUCAACGAUGUAUAAUAAAGUUGCAAUGAUAUACAAAUAUUAUAUUGUGGUUGGGUUAUUGUCAAUAUGUUUGUUUUAUUAAAAGAAUGUUACGAGAGAGUUUAUUUGUUGUGGUGGCUUUCUUAGAUAAGAGAUGAACAAAUCUCUGUAGCAUAAUGGGAGUUGAAG